GUAGCCCGGGGGCAGAGAUGGGCCGAAUUUGUGGGUCAGCGGGCCAGUGGUGUCGCGACGGGGAACCGGCAGUGCACGGUCGGGGGUGGAGCUGCCAAGGACGUCAUGGGGAGAACAGAGAGGCUUCUUCUGCUUCUAGUGCUGCUGGGUGUCCGUUCGUUCAGCAUUUCCUCCGGAGAGGAUACCGCUGAUGGAGGAACUGAGGCUAAGGCCGAGGAAACGUCUGCUCAGCUGAUAGCGGCGAUGGGACCGAUGGCACCACCAUCGACCCAGAUGUCAGCGCCAUCUACGUCGGUCCGCCGCCAGGGCCGCCAGUUCGGACGUCGGCUGAGCUCUCAGCUGCAGAGGCAGCUGGGAGCGCGCGGCCCCCCGGCCGGACCAGUGUUCAGUCGCAGUCCGUCAGUGGUAGCAGUGAGCGCGCCGACCCCGGCGGCGCCGGCCCGGCCGCCGGGGCUGGUCCGGCCGCCGGCCCUGGCGCCCGCCCCGGCCCCACCGGCUCCGGUACCCCCACCGUCUACCCCGGGGUACAGCGCCGCAGCACCGGCGGCGGUCAACCUCCCCGUGCCGGUGUCACCGCCGGUCGGCCCGCCCGGAGCCGUCAACUCUCAGGUGAUUUUCGCCACCCAGGGCGGCGCCCCGUCUCCCCCGCCCCCGCCGUCACCGCCGCCGCCAGCGCCCACGGUGGGGCCCACACUGGGCGACGGAGCCGUUCAGGCCACCGAUAUCCGCUGUCUGCAGAGCUCAUCUCGAGAACACCUGACGGCUACGGUCCUCUCGUCCCGGCCGCUGGUGGCGCCACCUGUGCUCACCCUCCGACCCGCCGUCAACCCGUUCAGCUCAGCUGUCUGCGCUAUGACGUCGUCACAAGAUGGCCGCCGCCUGGAGCUGGCUGUGACGAAUUUGGAAGCGUGUGGUGUGGAGAGCUGUGUGCAGCCGAGCGGCGAGCGCUGGCUGUGUCUGACCAUUCGGUUCCCGCUGAUUGCCGGGAUUCACCUGCCAGAGGAUGACGUCAUUCAGAUCCAGUGUCGGCCGCAGGAUCCCAGCCAGACGGCCGGCAAACAGCUGAUCGUGCAGGCCACCGGUUUCGAGAGUCUGUCGCCGGUCGAGUUCAGCGGCGGUCGGCAGGAGUUUGAGUGCGAGGUGGCGCUGUUCCGUCGGACCCCGGGCUCGGAGAUGUUCUCCACCGUGGUCGGAGCCGGAGAUACCAUCACACUGGGCGAGGAGCUCCACCUGCGCAGCAUCAUACGCGCCGGAGACGGCUGGCAGUUUAGUAAGCUCACGGACGUCCUCGUGGAGCGCGUGGCGGCGGACGGCGGGGGUCUCCCGUCAGACAGCGCCCCGCUGGUGUUCAGCGAUGGAUGUCGGAACCAGGACCUCACCCUGAUCGCUCCGGAUCACCCGGCUCGCCACCAGACCAACCAGCUGAUCAGCAACUUCGCCUUCCGCGUGUUCACCUUCCAGGGCAUGGAGUCGGGGGAUCGACUGCAGGUGUCAGCCAGAGUCACAGGAUGUGUCGAGGCCGCCGACUGCGCGCCGGCGGUGUGCUCGGACGGAGGUCAGGGUUAUGGCCGGAGGAGAAGGCGUGACACCCGUCUGAAUGGCGCCAACACCACCGACUGGCGCCAAAAUCUGGCCUUCAGCGUGGUCAUACCGGAUACUCACGUUCUGUCUCAGCGGACACUGCCGACCGCCGAGCCCCCGGUCCCCGUCGCCGCCCGACCCGGCGGCUGUCCGGCCGCGCUGCUGGCCUCGCUGGUCGCAGCGCUGGCCGGCUGCCUGCUGCUGCUGCUGAUCGCUGUCUGCCUGCUGAACGUCCGACAGCAGCGCCGGCUGAAGGCUGCUGGUCGUCAGAAACCCCCGCCGCCGCCGGAGCAGCAGCGCUGCGGUGGUCAGAUGGCGUACCACGAGUGUGUGACUCUGCCGCUAGGUGACUCUGAGGGUAUCGAGUGGCCGCCGAAUGGGUCACAGCGCUGGCCGCUGGAUGGAGCCAUAACAGCACCGCGGGGGCGCUGUACCGAGAGGCGACUGAGGCGCCGCCGAGCGGAUGUCAGAAGAAGCUUUAGUGCCGGCAGUCUCCGCUGUGGCUGUGCACAACGGGAGGGCAAAGGAGGGAGCGAAAAGACGGCUGCCAAACAGCCUGAGAAUGUGAAUGUCAGUAUUGUGAGGGUACCUGCUGAGGAGAAUAUUUAUUCGGAACCAAGACCUCAUUGGGAUGUCGCCCCUACCAUGGUUUGAUCGAUGUUCAAAGAGUGUGAGGUGUGCCUGACUACUUUAGAGGUUUGAAAUCAGACUGACUGAUGUUUUGGUACUGCCGGGAAUUGGUGUGGUUGAUUCGGAAUAGGGUGGCUUAAGUGCAGAAUACAGGAAGAACACUAUUUGCAAAUGAUGCAGGGUACAAGGAUCCCAUUGAUGUCGUCGAGUGCCGGAAGAAAAUGAUUUGCGGUUGGCUAUAGGUGCUGGCAGUGUUCUGGCCUUUUGUAUACCACAGGCCAAUGGCACUGAAUACAUUGCCAUCGGGAGUAUUCUUGUGCAAGGACAGUAACCAUGUUAACACAUCAGCUGAUGCAGAUUGGUUUUCAGGUUUAUGUAAUAUAUUUAUCAAGAG
Amphibalanus amphitrite is the source of this 2605-nucleotide messenger RNA. RefSeq lists its product as uncharacterized. The coding region runs from base 106 to 2235 and encodes 709 amino acids. NCBI's taxonomy places the organism in Eukaryota, Metazoa, Arthropoda, Thecostraca, Balanomorpha, Balanidae. The record is from RefSeq and is a predicted model, not a curated record. The transcript has 11 exons.